GCUCUAAUGGUUUUGCUGGGCACAUAUGUUCUUCUUCUCAUUGGAAUUUCCAGGAAGGCAUACAAAUUUCUCAUCCCACAUAUAUUUUUCUGUUUUUCCACCAUAUUCGUUCUAAUUAUCGAUACAUAUAUCGAAAUUUUACGAACAGCUGGUACGCGAGAUGCAGUCGAAUCAUACCAAAUAAUAUUCAUUGCCAAUAAUUUAUUCGUAAUAAUUAUGGAUCUUUAUCUACUCAUUAUAUCAUGGCGCACAUUUACCUAUAUUUGCGAUUUCAAUAUGGCACUUAGUUUGGAGAUACCGCCUCAGUCUUCUCGUUAUAAUGAAGUUAUAAAACUAAAAACCUUGCUGCCAUAA
This is a messenger RNA of Dracunculus medinensis (Guinea worm), 354 nucleotides long. The record is from the annotation of a GenBank genome assembly. NCBI's taxonomy places the organism in Eukaryota, Metazoa, Nematoda, Chromadorea, Rhabditida, Dracunculidae.